AAGAGUCUGGGUUCGGGUGUCUCCGCGGGGAAAUAGGGAAGCGCCUCCAAACUCGAAAAUCGUGCUGCUACCCUCCACCCUCACUCCAGGAGUCUCCAAUCAAUACCCACCCUCACCGUGACCGGCAGGAAUCAGGACGGGUUUCCUCUUGUCCUCCUCCUUCCUUGCCCACAGCCACGCCACCUCAAAAGAAAUUGGGAGCCGGUUACCUGAGCAAGAACCGCUAUCUGGACAGACCAGCACACAGGCUCCUGGUCACGUGAAGUUACGUCACUGUCUGUCCUUAGGAUGGAGCUCUAACUGAACUGAAGAAAGGAGAAACAGCCCUGAAUCACUGGAGGUCUGUCUGCCUUUUGGGCCCUGCACAACUGCAAGCCUGGUGGAAAAGAGCAAAUUGCUUCUGCUCCCAGCAAGUUGGUCCUGCUUGGCUUGCAACCUCAGCAGAACUUUCGAGCCUGAACUGAAGCACCUUACCUUGUCGUGCACGCACCCCACUUGGGCACACCAGCUCCACACCCUGGAUCAGGGAAUCACUCCAGCUGCAUCAUGAGCCGUGUUCGGGAUGCUGGCUGUGUAGCCGCUGGGAUAGUGAUCGGGGCCAGUGCCUGGUACUGUGUCUACAAAUAUGCCAGGGGAAGAAACCAGAUGAAGAAGAGACUGGCCAAGCCCAAGACCAGGGCUGUGGCCGGGACUGGAGCCCGGGCUAGAGCUGGACUAAGGGCUGGAUUCACAAUUGACCUUGGGCCAGGAUUUGGUCCUCCAACCCCAGUCCGCACUGGGGCAGAGGUCAGGGUCCAGGAUGAAACCUCUGCUCUGGACAUGGCUGGAGCUGAAGCAGUGGCCCCAGUUGCAUCUAGUGCCGAGGCUCAGAGUGGGGCAGGAAGUCAGGCCCAGGAGGCAGAAGGGGCCAGGGUUGGGCCUAAAGCUGAAUCAGAAGCCACAGUGGCUUCUGCAGUGGCACCGCCUCCCUGGGAGGCAGAGGCUCCCGUGGCUGCAGAGACCUCCACAAUGACAGGGGCUCCUAAAUUAGCAGAAGCCCCUGGCACAGCAGAGUCUCCUGGGGCACCAGCUCCUACUGAGGCAGCACCACCUACCGAGGCGGUGGAGGCUCCCAUACCAGCAACGCCUACUGAGGUAGCAGCACUUUCUGGGGCAACAGCAUCUUCUGGGGCAGCAGCCCCUACUGGGGCUGCAGAGGCUCCUGGGACUUCAGGAUCCUCUAGAACAGCAGCAGCCGCCAAGAAAACAACCCCUGGGGCUCAUACUGGGGCUAUACCUAAGGCCGGGUCAGCUACUGGAGCUGUACCCAAAGGUGGAGCUAAGGGUGGAACCAAGUCCCGGACUGGAGGCAAGGGCAAAGGCAAGAAAAAUAAGGUUGAAGUAGACGAAUUGGGGCUGGGCUUCCGCCCUGGAGAUGGGGCUGCGGCAGCUGCCGCAGCCUCCGCUAAUGGAGGACAGGCUUUCCUGGCAGAGGUUCCUGAUUCUGAAGAAGGGGAGUCUGGGUGGACAGACACAGAAUCGGAGUCAGACUCUGAGCCUGAGACCCAGCAGAGAGGGAGAGGGAGGAGACCCGUUCCCAUGCAGAAGCGCCCCUUUCCUUAUGAAAUUGAUGAGAUUCUGGGUGUCCGAGAUCUCAGGAAAGUCCUUGCUUUGCUUCAGAAAUCGGAUGAUCCUUUCAUCCAACAGGUAGCUUUGCUCACUCUGAGCAACAAUGCCAAUUAUUCAUGCAACCAAGACACAAUUCGCAAAUUGGGAGGCCUCCCAAUUAUUGCAAACAUGAUCAACAAAACUGAUCCCCACAUUAAGGAAAAAGCCUUAAUGGCCAUGAACAACCUGAGUGAGAAUUAUGAAAAUCAGGGCCGGCUUCAGGUAUACAUGAAUAAAGUGAUGGAUGACAUCAUGGCCUCUAACCUGAACUCAGCAGUACAGGUAGUUGGACUAAAAUUUUUAACAAACAUGACUAUUACAAAUGACUACCAGCACCUGCUUGUCAAUUCCAUUGCAAACUUUUUCCGUUUGUUAUCUCAGGGAGGUGGAAAAAUCAAGGUUGAGAUUUUGAAAAUACUUUCGAAUUUUGCUGAAAAUCCAGAUAUGUUAAAAAAACUGCUCAGUACCCAAGUGCCAUCAUCAUUUAGUUCCCUCUACAAUUCUUAUGUGGAAUCAGAAAUUCUUAUUAAUGCCCUGACUCUAUUUGAGAUCAUCUAUGACAAUCUCAGAGCAGAAGUAUUCAACUACAGAGAGUUCAAUAAAGGCUCCCUUUUUUACUUAUGCACUACAUCUGGAGUGUGCGUUAAGAAAAUUCGAGCCUUAGCAGAUCACCAUGACCUCUUGGUGAAAGUGAAAGUUAUAAAACUAGUGGACAAAUUCUGAUUGGCUAUGUGUCUCAGAGACUUGAAGAAAUGUCUAGUUUUGCAGUCUGGAAGCAAUGAAAAUUGAAAGUUACUGCUUUUCCACUUGCUUAUAUAGUAAAGGGAUCCUUUCAGCUGCCAGUUUUGAAUAAUGUAUCAUCCAGAGUGAUGUUAUCUGUGACAGUCUCCAGCUUUAAGCUGAACAAUUUUAUGAAUACCAAAUAAAUAGUCCUCUUGUACUGAAAACACAUUUGUGACUUUAAUCGUGCUGCUUGAAUGGAAAUAUUUUUACUGGUUCCUCUAUGUGAAUUGACAGUGAACCUGUCCAUCAUGAAUAGCCUACACUUCUAUCAUCUGUUUUGACUUGAAUUUAUUCACCAAAGACUUCAUUUGUGUAUCAUUAAUA
Balaenoptera ricei (Rice's whale) is the source of this 2754-nucleotide messenger RNA. It is a transcript of the gene ARMCX2, whose product is annotated as armadillo repeat containing X-linked 2. The record is from RefSeq and is a predicted model, not a curated record. NCBI's taxonomy places the organism in Eukaryota, Metazoa, Chordata, Mammalia, Artiodactyla, Balaenopteridae. The transcript is spliced from 4 exons. Bases 547 to 2370 code for a protein of 607 amino acids. Gene Ontology annotation, cellular component: mitochondrion.